AGAGCUUAGAAGAUGACGGAAGUUCCACGUGUUCGUGGAGAGCAGCUGCAGGGGAGGGCGGAGUCACAGGCUCCUCCUCCCGGAUUUUGCCUCGGCGAUUGGGCUCCUAAGCCCCGCCCUGGCUGCUGCGCAGCCCAGAGCAUGGCCUCUCCCCGGCCUUCGGUGUCCUCUCCGGACUUACCCGAGCGGAACUUGCAGUACCGCGAAGUUCAGUAUUGGGACCAGCGCUACAAAGAUGCGGCCGACUCUGGCCCCUACGAGUGGUUCGGGGACUUCGCUUCCUUCCGUGCUCUCCUAGAGCCGGAGCUGUGUCCUGAGGACCGUAUCCUCGUGCUAGGUUGCGGAAACAGUGCCCUGAGCUACGAGCUAUUCCUUGGAGGCUUCCCAAAUGUGACCAGCGUGGAUUACUCUCCAGUAGUGGUGGCAGCUAUGCAAGUUCACUAUGCCCAGGUGCCCAGUCUACGAUGGGAGACCAUGGAUGUGCGAGCAUUGGACUUCUCUAGUGGUUCCUUUGAUGUUGUACUGGAGAAGGGCACACUGGAUGCCCUGCUGGCCGGGGAGCGGGAUCCCUGGAAUGUAUCUUCUGAAGGUAUCCACACUUUGGACCAGGUGCUGAGUGAGAUGGACUACAAACGAGCUAAGCUUCGAGAUGAAGAAGCACCGGAGACUCCAAUAGGAGGCAGGGCCACCCCGGACUCACUGGAGGUGGGGUUCCAGAAGAGGACAAGACGACUCUUUGGUUCACACACACAGCUGGAGCUGGUCUUGGCAGGCCUCUCUCUAGUGCUGGCUGCCCUUCUUUUGGGCUGCCUCGUGGCUCUGUGGGUCCAGUACCACAGAGACCCAGCCCAUAGCACUUGCCUCACAGAAGCCUGCAUUCGUGUGGCUGGAAAAAUUCUAGAAUCUCUGGACCGUGAGGUGAGCCCAUGUCAGGACUUUUAUCAGUUCUCCUGUGGAGGCUGGAUUAGAAGAAACCCUUUGCCCAAUGGGCGUUCUCGAUGGAAUACCUUUAACAGCCUCUGGGACCAGAACCAGGCCAUACUGAAGCACCUACUUGAGAAUACCACUUUCAAUUCCAGCAGUGAAGCUGAGUGGAAAACACGGCGCUUCUACCUGUCCUGCUUACAGCUGGAGCGCAUUGAGAAGCUAGGAGCCCAGCCACUUCGAGACCUCAUUGACAAGAUCGGUGGUUGGAACAUCACAGGGCCUUGGGAUGAGGACAACUUCAUGGAGGUGCUAAAGGCGGUAGCAGGGACUUAUAGAGCCACUCCAUUCUUCACCAUCUACGUCAGUGCUGAUUCUAAAAGUUCCAACAGCAAUGUCAUCCAGGUGGACCAGGCUGGGCUUUUCCUGCCCUCUCGAGAUUACUACCUAAAUAGAACUGCCAAUGAGAAAGUGCUUACAGCCUACCUGGACUACAUGGAGGAGCUGGGAAUACUGCUGGGUGGCCAGCCUGCCUCUACCCGGGAGCAGAUGCAGCAAGUCCUGGAGCUGGAGACACAACUGGCUAACAUCACUGUGCCCCAGGACCAGCGGCGUGAUGAGGAAAAGAUAUAUCACAAGAUGAGCAUCUCAGAGCUGCAGACUCUAGCACCCUCCAUGGACUGGCUGGAGUUCCUUUCUUUCUUGUUGUCACCACUGGAGUUGGGUGACUCUGAGCCUGUGGUGGUGUAUGGGCUUGAGUAUUUACAACAGGUGUCGGCGCUCAUCAACCGUACAGAACCAAGCAUCCUGAACAAUUAUCUAAUUUGGAACCUGGUGCAGAAGACAACUUCGAGCCUUGACCAACGCUUUGAGUAUGCACAGGAGAAGUUACUGGAGACCCUCUAUGGCACCAAGAAGUCCUGUACACCAAGAUGGCAGACCUGCAUCUCCAAUACAGAUGAUGCCCUUGGCUUCGCUCUGGGUUCACUCUUCGUGAAGGCCACAUUUGACCGACAAAGCAAGGAAAUUGCCGAGGGGAUGAUCAGUGAAAUCCGGUCUGCUUUUGAGGAGACCCUGGCAGAGCUGGUUUGGAUGGACGAGAAGACCCGGCUGGCAGCCAAGGAGAAAGCAGAUGCCAUCUAUGAUAUGAUCGGUUUCCCUGACUUCAUCUUGGAGGCCAAAGAGCUGGAUGAUAUUUAUGAUGGGUAUGAAGUCUCUGAAGAUUCUUUUUUCCAAAACAUGUUGAAUCUGUACAACUUCUCUGCUAAGGUGAUGGCUGACCAGCUCCGCAAACCUCCCAGCCGAGACCAGUGGAGCAUGACGCCACAGACGGUGAAUGCUUACUACCUUCCAACGAAGAAUGAAAUUGUCUUCCCUGCUGGCAUCUUGCAGGCCCCCUUCUAUGCUCACAACCACCCAAAGGCCUUGAACUUUGGUGGCAUCGGCGUGGUGAUGGGCCAUGAGUUGACACAUGCCUUUGAUGAUCAAGGGCGUGAGUAUGACAAAGAAGGAAAUCUGCGUCCUUGGUGGCAGAAUGAGUCACUGACAGCUUUCCAGAAUCAUACAGCCUGCAUGGAAGAACAGUACAACAAGUACCAGGUCAACGGAGAGAGGCUCAAUGGACUCCAGACACUGGGGGAAAACAUCGCAGACAACGGAGGUCUUAAGGCCGCUUAUAAUGCUUACAAAGCAUGGUUGAGGACACAUGGGGAGGAGCAGCAGCUGCCUGCUGUGGGGCUCACCAAUCACCAGCUGUUCUUUGUGGGAUUUGCUCAGGUGUGGUGCUCGGUCCGCACACCAGAGAGCUCUCACGAGGGGCUGGUGACCGAUCCCCACAGCCCUGCCCGUUUCCGAGUGCUGGGCACUCUCUCCAACUCCCGUGACUUCCUUCGGCACUUCGGCUGCCCUGUCGGCUCCCCCAUGAACCCAGGGCAGCUGUGUGAGGUGUGGUAGACCUGUGUUGGGAGAGAAAUGGGAUUGAGGCCUCCGAGUUAGGAGAAAGUAAAGAUCAGCUGGUACGGUUGUCUCUCCACAUCACUAGUGACAUGAAUCUAGUCCCCACCACAUCGUGCCUCUGCUUUGGGGGUGCCUGUGCCUCUAGCAGAGAUCCUGCCAUUCACUGUGACAUCCUUUCAUAUGUCACCCUGGAGGAAGUCUAGGCAGAAGUACCAGUUCCUACAGAGAGGAUUCUGUCUCUUUUGACUUCUUCAAGCUUACUCAAUUUGGGGGCCAAGAGGAUAUGCCUGGGGCAUGCCCAUCUCUCCCCAGGCAAACUCAGU
This is a messenger RNA of Phodopus roborovskii (desert hamster), 3203 nucleotides long. RefSeq names its product endothelin converting enzyme 2 (gene Ece2). Gene Ontology annotation, cellular component: plasma membrane. Gene Ontology annotation, molecular function: metalloendopeptidase activity. The transcript has 20 exons. Gene Ontology annotation, biological process: protein processing. Bases 13 to 2877 code for a protein of 954 amino acids. NCBI's taxonomy places the organism in Eukaryota, Metazoa, Chordata, Mammalia, Rodentia, Cricetidae. The record is from RefSeq and is a predicted model, not a curated record.